Molecule: messenger RNA, 804 nt
Organism: Fraxinus pennsylvanica
Lineage: Eukaryota; Viridiplantae; Streptophyta; Magnoliopsida; Lamiales; Oleaceae
Source: the annotation of a GenBank genome assembly
AUGUUAUCCACAAGUGCGAAAAAUUCCAAUGAGAAAUCCCAUUUACAAUUUUUCAACGAUCCUUUUAUUUAUGCAUCUUUGAUUAAAGCUUGUAACAAAGCUCAGGCUUUUCGUGAGGGUAAGUCAAUACACUGUUAUAUUGUGAAGCUUGGCCUGGAUUAUAAUGUGAAUAUAUUGAACAGUCUUUUGAGUUUUUACAUGGGUUUUGUUAAUUUAAUGAGUUAUGCCGAUGUAAUGUUUGAUAGAAUGUCUGAGAGAAGUGUUGUUACAGUUAAUAGUAUGAUAUCUGGGCAUGUAAAAAGAGGAAAUCUUGAAGUGGGUUUGAGUUUGUUUAUUAAAAUGUUGAGGGGUUGUUUUGGUACGAAUGUAGAGCCUAAUUAUGUUAGUUAUGUUAUUUUGUUAUCUGGUUGUGUUGAUUUUGGGGAGCUCAGUAUUGGAAAUGCACUUUACUGCUGUUGCUGCAAAGCUGGAUUGGAUUUGAAUGUUGAGAUAUGCAAUGUGCUUAUUGAUUUGUAUGCUAAGUUAGGAUGCAUUUAUGAUGCUUUGGGAGUGUUUAAUAACAUGCCUCACAAGGAUUUGAUUUCAUGGAAUACUAUGAUUUCAAUGUAUGCUAAUAAUGGAGAUUGUAUGAAAGCUUUAGCAUUGUUCAAAGAAAUGAGGAGUAAGAAAAUAGAAGCUGAUAGAGUUUCCUAUAGUAGCUUGGUAUCAGCUUGUGCUUCUUCUCGAUAUCUCAAAUUGGGGAGAAGCCUCAUGCUAGUUGAGAAAGCUUGGAAAGUUGCAGGAAGUUCUGUUUAUUUGCAAUAG